Messenger RNA from Quercus lobata, 5398 nucleotides. RefSeq names its product PRLI-interacting factor. The record is from RefSeq and is a predicted model, not a curated record. The transcript has 2 exons. NCBI's taxonomy places the organism in Eukaryota, Viridiplantae, Streptophyta, Magnoliopsida, Fagales, Fagaceae. The coding region runs from base 367 to 1959 and encodes 530 amino acids.
AAGAAAAUCAACGAUCAACUAAAAAGAAAAGAUUUUUCUUCUCAAGAUUUCUAGAGAGAGAGAGAGAGAGAAAAAAAAAAGUUAGAGAGAGAAAGAGAGAAACUAUAAUUUUCUGAGGAAAUUAAAAAAAUUUUCUUUGAAAACAAACACCUAAACACACGCUUCGGCGAGUUCUUAAAAGAUCAGAAUCUGAAAUUACUAACAGUUUCGAUCUCUGUUCGGUUUGUCUCCAUUUCCGAUUGAACCAGAAAAUUAACUUCCAAGAAAAAAAAUUUCUCGAUCUGAUACUUUCCGAUCUCCGAUUGAUAGAGAAACACGGAAUUUCUAGGGUUUCGUUUUUUCUCUUUUAGGGUUUUUAAAUAAACGAUGAACGAUCAGGCUAAAAUGAUGAGUCAAAAGCCUCCGCAGAUUCCGAUGAUGGCUCAACAGCCUCCGCCUCCGCCGCAGAUUCUCAGCCAGCCGCCGUUGAUCGCUCAGUCACAGGCGUUGAGCCAGUCGCAGAUGAUGAUGAUGAAGAGCCAGCCGAAUCCACAACAGCCACUUCCGAUGCUGAACCCGAACCUGAACCGUAGUUUCAACAUCGGCAAUAGCAACAAGGUGUGGUCUCAGCAGCAACAAGUUUCGAAGGUGAACUACGCUACAGCGGCGAACUCGUUGAAACCGUCGUCGAAGCUCGGACGGAGCAAUUGGAAGGGAAAGAACGUCAACGGCGAUAAGCGCAAAGACUUUAAACCAGCGGUGAGUGGUGGUCCCAGUAAUAUUGGUGGUGGAAUAGUCGGAGCCGGAGGUUAUAAGCCACCGGCUCUUCACGAAUUGCAGUCUCAGAAUAGGUUAAAAGCUCGAAAAUUUUACCAGAAGAAGAAAUUCAAUAACACUAAUAAUAAUAACAACGGCAAUAUUGGUAAGAACAAUAGGUUUGCGCCUUAUGCGCCGAGGAACACCACUUCGUUUAUAAUUAGGGCUAAGAAAGCUGGUGGGAUAGCUGAUUUGGUGUCGCCGUGUCCGGUUACGCCGGCGGUGCUGCCGACGCCGAUAUUCUCGCCUUCGAGGGAGAUUUUGGGGGAUAUGGCGAAGGAGGAGUGGGGUGUGGAUGGUUAUGGGUCGAUGAAAGGGUUGAUUAGGCUGCGUUCGCCGGGUCACGAGCAUGAGUUGGUGGAGGAGGAGGAAGAUGAGAAUGGUGGGUCGAGUGAGAGUGAUGUGGAGGAGCAUGUGGAGGUGGAGAGGAGGUUGGACCAUGAUUUGAGCCGGUUUGAGAUGAUUUACCCGAAUUACAGUGGGGUUGAGUAUAAUAACGUGUUGGAGAAUAGGGUGGAUGAUCAGGAUUCGCAUAUUGCGCAGUUGGAGGAGGAGAAUUUGACGUUGAAGGAGAGGUUGUUUUUGAUGGAGAGGGAGAUGGGGGACUUGAGGAGGAGGUUGCAGUUUCUGGAGAGGCAGAGCCAUGUGGUGGCAGAGGAUGUGAAUGAGGAGGUGGUGGAGAAUGGGUCUGAGAAUGAUAGUGAAGGCGGGUUGGAUGCCCCGGCCACGGCUAUGCUGGGUUGCGAGAAUAAUGGGGAAUAUGGGUCGGGGAGUAGAGGGAGAAGGAAUGUUGAUGAGAAUGAUGGGGCUUCCGAUAAUGAAUGUGUUGGAGAUGUUUGUAUGGGGGAGUUUUUACGGGAAGAAAAGUUUGGAGAGGAAAGAGAUGGACUUGUAGUAAAAGAAGUGAUUGCAGAGAAAAAUGAGUCCAAGGGUGAAGAAAUCGUGAAGGACAAUGUGGUAAUGGAUGAGGAAAUGAGGACUGAGGCCAAGAAUGAAGAAGGAAGGAGCGAAUUUGUAACAAAUGAAGUGAAUGUGGCAAGGGAAGAUGAGAUCACAGAAAGGAAAGAGUUUGUACAAGAUGGUGGGAUUGCAGGGAAGGACGUGUCUAUGAAUGAGGAACUGGGGAAUGUGUGCUCAGAGAAAAGCAUUGGCGACGGUGACUGAUCUGUCCCGCGUUAAUGUUUUCUAGCCUGGUUGGUGGUCGAAGCAUGAGGAACUUUGCUGUCCAACAUCUUGGCAUUCGUGGCAAUUAUAACCAGUUAAAAGCUGAAGAUUGUACUUGAAAGUUAAGUACUGUAUUAGUACUGGCCCUUUAGUAAAUUUUGCCAAAGGAUAUGGUUGGCUGGUGGGAGUGGGUUUGCUAGUUGGUAAACUUAAAUUAUUUGUGAAAGAAGUGGAUCAUUAACUGUAGUUUUUCUAUUUUUGAGGGAUAGGUUGAGGAACUCAAUUUCAGAUUAAAAGACAGAGGACCAGCUUCAGAUGUUUUGGAGUUCUUGGUCAUUUUCUGUUUUUACAUGUCAUUUUGAUUAUUAUUGUCUUUGUGCAGGAUAUUGCAAGAAGUUGAUUUGAUCGCCUGUCCUAUUGGCUCAUAAUGUGAGUUUAUUUGAAUUUGCUGAUAAGCAAUAGAGUCCAAAGGCCUUCCACAUAUUUUAUUAUUGAUGAAAAUGUUAUGUAAUAGUGUGUUGUUACCUAUGGUUGAUAUAAUUUAUUUAUAAUGCUGAUAACUUGCUGUUUGCUACAACAAUAUUUAUUGAACAAUUAGUAUUGAAUUCUUUAAUUUAAUUUUUUUACACUGUACAGUGUACACUAUACAGUUAUAGUGAAGCCUCACAUGAAGAGACAUCUAGAGGCACACGGAGGCAAUUUCCAUUGGUUUAUCUUUGUAUACUUUUAUGCACAGGGACUACUCCGCCUGGUUUUCUAUUUUUAAUGAAAGAAAAAAGACAGAAACAAGUACAAAAGCAUACAUGAAUACAACUUUGUUAGAUGAAAUCCUUGGUAUGGUCCAAUCAACACCUUUGCUUUUAGUUUUUUGAACUGAAUAUAUCUAUCAAGGAUGAAUGGUUAACUAGCAAAGAGAUAGUAAGUUAAUCUUGUUAAAUUACUCCCGCUAUAGAUUCCGUCCCAAUUUGUUGGUCCUUUGUUUCAUUUUGGGAUAUCCCAAAUUGUAGUCCUCUUUGAAAGUCAGUAAAUAAAAUUCCUAACUUACCCUUUGGUUUAUUUUAAGUCAAUACCAUUAUUUUUCUAGACUUUAAAUUAAUGAGGGUGGUUUUGUAAACUUGUACGUUCUAAUUAAAAGAAAAUGUAUUAAAUGGUACUUUGUGAAAAAGUUAUAUUUUGUACUUAUCAAAAAAAAAAAAAAGUUAGAUUUUCUAAAUAGGACAAACAAAUUUGGGACAGAGAAGGUAUUAUUUAAUCUUUUUAUUACAUAUCAGAAAAAAAAAAUCCUGAAUCUUUUUCUCUCUGAGUUUGAGGUUUGGUGCAGGUGGAGAGACUUGAUAUGGUUACAAGUUCUCCCUAACUCAGGGAGUGUUACAAGUUCUUCCUAACAUAGGGAGUGCUGUGAAACAUUAACUCAUUGGAUCAUUGUUGUUUGUGGUUGAAGCAGGUUGCUGUAUGAGGAAUCUUCCCCAUUAUUUUCUUCAUAAAUUUAUAUACAUUUGCUCUUUCAUUUUUGUCUCUUCAAAGUUUGAGUUGAUGUAAAGGAUGUGAGAUCUAGAGAUCAUUUUGACUGUCUUACUUUUAUACUUAGUGUUUGGUGUACUAAACUGCUUAAAUGCUAAUGUUUCCAAGUGUUUUUACCAACCAAACCUUGCAUUUCUAGCACUAAGUUUGAGUUUUGGUGGGUGAAAUGUGAAGUAUAAUGUUAGUUGAGACCACGAUAUUGUGAUGACUUUUCAUCUAAAGUAACAUAUCUAUAUGAGAAUAUAGUUGGUUUACUUUUAUUAGUUUUCAAAUUGGUUAGUGCCUUAACUUAUUUAAGGUGCAUGGCAUGAUGAUGAGGAGGCGAGUCAGUUUAGAUGGUUUCUCAAAUUCCAAGUAUAUGGUUAAUGGUAUGUUCUCAAAUCUCAACUUAGGAUUCAUGUUGAAAAUGAUUAUACCAAAUUCCUCCUUCCCUGCAGUUAGUGCCUCUUUUGAGUACAUAUCAAUAGAUAUAAAUUGCUCAUAGUGGAUUUGAGACUGUCUGCUUUCAUCUUUCUGCUCUUCUAUCUAUCAAUUACAGCAGUGUGCAAGCAUUAGUACAUGUUUAUAAAAAAGGAAGUAUGUGAACAUUAAUCAUCAUUACACUAUCAAAUUUAGUUACUAAUCUCGGAACAUUACCAGUAAUGAGUUGCAUGGCACUGUGGAACAGAUGGUAAGGCCUUGCUAAGGAUCAGUGGGGAUUGUUGAGUUCAUGAAAAAUACAUGCAGCCAAUUGAGCAGAGUACAGGUCUUUUGUGCUAUUAAUUCUUUUGUUUUGUUUUUGUUUGUUCCUUCAGUUGAAUGUACUAGAAAUAUUUUUGGUAUGAAAAGCAGCAGAUAAAAAUAUUGGUUUUGCUUCUUCUUUUUUUUUGUUUAAAUUUAUUUACUGUCUAAUGUGGAAUUAUGUAUUGAGUUGAUGUUAAAGAGUGUAGGUGAAAAUAUAUCCUUUUGUCCUGGUACGCUUGCUAGUUCAGUGAGAAUGAAUUUCCACAUUGUCAUGUAAUACUGCUUCUUGUAAGUCUCUUCACAGAUGCUUCUUAGACCAGCUGGUGUGCAGCUCCCUUCUUUUUUUAGUACACAUAAUGCUUCCUUAAUUGCCUUUUCUUUUCUUUUCUAAUUUUAGUCUAUAGAAAAUUGUAUUUUUCCUUUCAUGAUGAACCUACUAGAACUGGUAAUUGCAACUGUUGAAAGAACAUGCUUUAAAGUUUAAACCUCAUAUGUUCUGUUUCCUGUCUCUUUAGGUCGUAUUGUUGGCUACUUUGAAUACUUUCUCCCAUGGCUGCCUCUACUUAAUAUUACGAAUUUAGGAUCUUUGUUUUAGAUCAUUAACAGGCUUUUGUCCUGACUUCUAUAUUAGGAGUCGGGUUAUGUUGUUGUAUCUUGGGUAUACACCUGAGUUUUUAGUAAGUAUUGGUCUCUAAUAAUAUGAGUACAUACUUCUUAAACUUUGUUUCAUUUUGGUCCCUGGAUUCAGGAGUUGAAUCAUUCUUUAACAUCCUCAUGUGUUGAUACUAGUCAAAAGAAAAAAAUCCUCAUGUGUGGAUGCCUGAAAUUUUGGAGCUAGAAGUAGAUGGAAGCUUGUUACCUGAUCUCACAAGGCACUACUACCCCUUGACUCUGGAAAAGGUGGGAGACUAGGAAAAUCAAUAGAAGAUAAAUUCUUCAAGCUGCAUUCAGGCUAAAGAAUUCAGGUUAAUUUUUGUGUCCUGCACGCGGGGAUGAGACAGUUAAUUUUAUUUUUCUCCAAUCUUUUUUAUUUUUAUUAUUUAUUUAUUUAUUUAAAAAUUUUCACACUUUCCACACCUUCCUGGAAUUACGAGUGUGUAAAAUCCUUGUAUCGCUUGUGGUUCAUUACUCUUCUUAGAAGAGGUUAUAAAUAUACUGCUCGACUUAAUUGUCAGUUUGUCACUCUUUUGAGUUA